AUGGGUGGAUGUGAGAUUACAUCAUAUAAAGGCAGUCGUGUGGUGGGUGUAUGCAUUAUAACGUCAAAUAAAUACAGCCAUAUGAUGGGUUUGUGGAAGAUUAUGCCCGCCACAUCACAGACAGCCGAAAAUGUGAUUGAUUGUUCUGAAAGCUACACGUACUACAGUUACGUGACAUCAGCUUGUUACCAUUUCUCUGAUACCAAAAUAUCCUGGACAGACGCCAAAAAGACGUGUGAAAAUUACGUAUUCACCUCAGGUGGUUAUUUAGCAGAUAUUGAGAGCCAACAGGAAUCUGAUUAUCUAGUGAAUAUUAUUCAGCAAUAUGUCGGUGAAGACGACUUUUGGAUUGGCCUUUCGUACGUCAGUACUGCAGCCGAUUGGUAUUGGGUAGGUGAUAAUGGCAAUCAAAAUAUUGUAUGGGAAUAUUGGGAAUUAAAUGCUCUGGGAUCUCACACCUGUGGAUUAAUGAAGAAGAGUGAAUCAUAUCGUUGGUCCGACGAAGACUGUAACCACAACAAAAGAUAUAUAUGCAAAACCGAACUAAAACUGACAACCACGAUCUCGAUAUCCCCUGAAACUGUUUCUACUAUUCCAACAACACUGAUUCAAACUGUGCGUUCUACCAACCCAUCAGCACUAGCUCCCACACUGUCUCCCAUUUCCAGUGGAUGCUUUAAUACGUCGGCAUUACUAGAUGAUCCGGAAAUGUUUCGUACUUUACUGGAUUACGCAAUUUGUGAACAUGAAGAGGAUCACUUGAGUCAAUUACAAACAGUAACGAGGGAUAGCAGUAAAUUAAUUAGAGUACUCAAAGCAGUUGAUGAUUUUACUACAGAUAUUUCAAAGAUGUUGAACAGUGGUGAUAUCAUUAUUGCUAGUACUGAUUAUAUACAGUUAGAAAUUGUGUCCCACCGAAUGGAACGACAUCUCACACAAUGGAUGUUUAGUGAAAAGACUACCAGUGGAACAAAUAACGGCAAGAAAUCAUCCGACUCUAACUUUGUCGUUGUUCCACUGCCUUUUGUGCAGCAGAAUUCAUCCAUGGUAACUACUGGAAUAUCGUAUAAAUGCAAUGGUACUGCGGUAUCAGACGAAAAUAUCUCAAGUGAUAUAAUAUCUGCUUCGUUAAUACACAACGAUGUCGUCAGUAGUGUGCCUGUUUCAUUUUCAUUGAAAUUGAUGAGCGGUGACGAAAUUUACCCUGACAAUGACAUAUGUGCAUUUCUACAAUUCACAAACUCAUACGAGGGAGAAUGGCAGACUACAGGAUGUGAACUGAUCAGCCAUGUUGGGUCACGUGUCAACUGUCAGUGUAACCAUACAACAAACUUUGCGUUAUUACUACAAGUUGUGCCAUUCCAGGUUAUGUGUAAGGUAUCAGCUAUGGUGCUGCACUAUGCGUGGACAGCCGUAUUUUGUUGGAUGCUGAUAGAGGGGAUACAGCUUUAUCGUCAAAUUGUAACAGUUUAUGGAAGUGAAAAAAGUUGGAUGAAGUAUUAUUACUUCAUUGGAUGGGGAUUACCUAUAUGUAUAGUGGGCGUGACUGGAUCAAUUAACUGGCAGGAUUAUGGUGCUGGAAAUAACUGUUGGCUAUCCGCUACAAGUGGCCUCAUUUGGAUCUUUGUUGCAACUGUUCUAGUUAUAGUACUAGUUAACAGUAUUAUAUUAAUACGUGUUGUUAUUGUGGUCUACAUCGCGUCUAGUAACAAGGAUCAUGGGAAAAACAAUGUAAAGGCUACUGUGCGAAGUGCUCUGAUGUUGUUACCUCUUCUUGGAUUAACAUGGUUGUUCGGAAUAUUUGCUGUUAACAAUGAUACUAUUAUUUUUCUGUACUUGUUUGCAAUUUGCAAUUCCUUACAGGGGGUGUUCGUUGUUGUGCUCCACAUAUUAUUGAACAGUGAGGUACGUAGCGCAGUAAAACGAAAACAGGAUAUACGUGCAGUGGAAAAGGGUACAUUGAUGAUAGGAGCAUCGAUGAUGAGCAGUGUUGGUAGCAUGACAGAUGCCACUUGUGACAAUCCAGAAAAACUAACUUUGAACUGUCCAGACAAUGCAGUAGAUGAUUGUCCCACAGUUCAUGGUGAAUUGAAAUCACAUGGGUUGAACAGUAAUGGUAUUCCACAUGUAGUACCCACAGAAGGAUUUACAGUUGACAAGAUUACAAAGAGGUCAAUAACAGUUUCCUAUCCAGAUGCUAAUAUCACUACUAAGUUUGUGAUGCCGUUAACAGCAUUUUCUGCAAUCCACAAAAAACAGAUUACCAGUAUGGAUAUCUCAUCUGGAGGAGCACUUGGUGUGUCAGCUGCAAUGGAUGGACAGCUCCUUAUAUGGCAGACAAGUGAUGGAUCUAUAAGGAGAGAUCUGAAGGGUCACCUUGGUGACGUCAACUGUUGUCGAUUUUUCCCAUCUGGUGUGGUCGUACUCAGUGGUGGAUCUGAUAUGAUGUUAAAAAUCUGGUCAGCUGAAGACGGCAAAUGUCCAGUUACGCUGAAAGGACAUAAAGGAGGUAUUACAGACACUGCUAUGGUGGACAGAGGGAGGAAUGUUGUAUCCUGCAGUCGUGAUGGUACCGCUAAAUUAUGGGACUGUGGUCAGUCUAAAUGUCUUGCUACCAUAGAGUGUGGAUGUAUAGUAAAUAGCUGUGAUUUAGGUGAAGCCAAUAAUGCAGUCAGUCUUGGCACAGUACAGGGUAUCGCAAAUGAAAGAGAAGUCGGCACAGAAGGUAAAUUAUUAUUAUUAGCACGAGAGGAUGGUAUUCUUCAAGGCGUUGGGUUACAAUCUAGACAAAGUAUAUUUGAAAUACCGGGUACAGACUCAUUUAACUGUUGUUGUAUGUUGUCAACAAGUCAGGUGAUUGGUGGAACACAAGACGGUCGUAUUUACAUCAUUGACAUUCGGAAUACAAGGUCAUUACUAUUUACUGGUACUCAAGUACCUGUGUAUAAUUUGUGCUGCCAAGAACAUGCAGAUACCACACUGCAUGUUUUCCUGUUUUCCGGAAUAUUUGUACAAGUUGCCCCCAAUAAUGUUGGCUAA
Molecule: messenger RNA, 3039 nt
Organism: Saccoglossus kowalevskii
Lineage: Eukaryota; Metazoa; Hemichordata; Enteropneusta; Harrimaniidae
Product: proteasomal ATPase-associated factor 1-like
Molecular function (GO): protein binding
Source: RefSeq, a predicted model, not a curated record